This is a messenger RNA of Paralichthys olivaceus (Japanese flounder), 3506 nucleotides long. NCBI's taxonomy places the organism in Eukaryota, Metazoa, Chordata, Actinopteri, Pleuronectiformes, Paralichthyidae. The record is from RefSeq and is a predicted model, not a curated record.
GUGCGUAGCCAGGGCGUCACAGAGGAGCUGAAGUGCCUGAGUUUGCUCAACGCUCUGGACAAAGACCAGGACAUCCCAGACCAGCUGGCCCAGCUCUUCGGAGAGCCCUGCAUCAAACUGGCCGAGGGCAUCAAAGCUUAUAUCUCCAAGGUGACAGAGAACAUCAUCUCCAAACAAACCUUCAUAGAGGCGAGAACCAUGCCUCGCUCUUUCAACAACUCGGGGUCAAAGUUCAUGACCUCGGUGGCCCAGAGGCCGUCGGCCCACUUGACCCUCAGAGAAACCAGCCCUCCAGUGGGGUCCUCUCCCUACCUGGGUCUCCACCAGUCUUGUCGCCACGUCGUCCGCUCGUGGGCGAAUCAGAGCUUCGGAGCUCACCUGCACAACAUGACCCUGUCCAAUGGGAAGCUGCGAGUGCCUCAGGAUGGGCGGUACUACCUGUACUCACAGGUGUAUUUCCGUUACCCCUCCCCAGCAGCCAAUGACGGAGACCAGCGCAGCGUGAGCCACCAGCUGGUGCAGUGUGUCUACAAGAAAACCUCCUACCCGAGCCCCAUACAGCUGCUGAAGGGGGUAGGAACCAAAUGCUGGGCUCCGGACGCCGAGUACGCCCUGCACUCCGUCUACCAGGGAGGACUGUUCGAGCUGAGGGCCGGCGACGAGCUCUUCGUCUCCGUCUCGUCCCCCACCAUGGUCAACGCCGACGAUUCCUCCAGCUACUUCGGCGCCUUCCGCCUGGACCUCUGAGGGGGAAGGGAGAGGAGAGAAAAAACAGAAGAGAUGAUGGAUGGAUAAACGUGUGGGCUUGAGACAAUGUGCUAGAGGCCUUUUGAAAAUCCGCUGAUUGGAAAUAAAGACACAAGUGUGGGAUGUGGGCCGGGAUCUUGGAUCUACGAUGUUUGCAUCAACAGAUUCAAUGAAGGAUGGAAGGAUUAAUGUUUGACGAAGAGGAGGAGGAGGAGGAGGGGGGGGGGGGUGAUAGAAAAAAAAGAAAAUAAUUUGUCUUCCUAACUCUCUGUGAAGAGAGACCCAACAAUCAAGAGAGCGAGAAACACAGAGAUACAGGUGCAACCACGUGAAAACAAAUAAGGAUUUUGAUUUAUUGAUAUUUGAGGAGGACAAACAUCCAAUUUCCCAAUUUGUUGAGAAUCGCCCCAAAACACUUCAACCACCCCCCCCUUCCCCCUUCCCCCUCCCCCCCCCGGCUGCCUGUAUCGCAAAUUAACACACGAACCCCGAUGUCUCUCGCUCAUCAACAGCCUUUUUCAUGGAAAGCAAUCGAACCCUAACAUUUGGAUUGCAGACCGAAGAAUGUACACAAACUAAAAACUUGAUCCCGUCGCAUUCCGAGAUGUGAGGAAAGACUGUGGCAGAAGAAAAUCACACGAUCAAACCAAAAAUCAAAAAAACGUGGAGUGUAACUUUUUUUUAAGCGUGCCGUGAGAGGACUGUACAUACGUGUGACUGAGAACGAGGUGCAGACAACGAACUGCGGUGAUUUAAAGUGACUCUCGUGUGCCUUGAACGGGACUUAACAGAAACCACUGGGGGAGUUUACGGAGGAUUAUCGACACGCAACACGAGGAGUGUGGAUUUUAAGGAUGAGGGGACGUCACGCUGCCUCUUUGAACUGUGAGAGGCAGCGAGGAGAGUUUCUGAGUCUGCAAGGGAAGCAGAAAAGAAAACAAGGAGGAGGAAGAGAGGGAAUGAGCCUGGCAGAGGAAGAUGAGAGCAAAAGAGAGAGAGAGAGAUAGAGAGUGGUAUGCAGCCUGACCAGUCUGUGUUGUUGCAGUUGUCUCUCUUUCACUUUGCCUCGUGCUCUUUUCUCCUCCUCCUCUUCUUUUUUUUUUUUUUUCGCAGAAAGAAUUUUCAAAUCAAUGUCGUCUUUCCUGUCGAACCUGCGAAGCUGCACUCUCACGUGUCAACGAGGUGACAUAAACAUUCAAAUGAGUUUGACGGACAAACUCUGACAGUGGAUGAUGGUUGAUUUGUUUUAAAAGACGGUGUUUCAUCAUUGAAAAUGUGUGUGAAGUUUUCAGACACUAAAACAACAAACGUCUUCCAAAGUGCAGAUUUUCAGGAACUCUGGUUUCUGCAGACCUGUGUGCACAUGUCAGGAUUAAUGAGCGUGCACCAGAAACAGCAACGGCAAGAAUGGCGACCUUUGUGCUAAGCUAGCUUUCUUCUGGCCAUAUAGCUUCAUUUAAAGUAAAUAAAUUUAUGACCGCAGUAUCAAUCCUGUGAAGAACAUUUCUCCAAAUGCCUUAAAUGCUCAACCACCAGCUCGUUAUAAAGUGCCUCUCACACGUGCUUUAACGUUAAAACCACUGUAAACUUCAUAAGUUUGUAAAACUCGUGGUCGGGUCGUAUCUUCAGAAACAGCUGCACCUGCAACAUGUCUGCCGCUCACCUGGAAGCACUACAAGGCCCGAACACGCCCAUGUGCUGCAAACAUGGAACAUUAAGUCCAUCGGCAACAAGAUAACACAGACGAGACACGGAACAGAUUUAGUACGAAGAUGCACAUGAAGAAAGAUUUGAAGGGGGAAGUUUAUCUGCAGACAUAAACCACACCAGCACGGACUCAGCCCCUACACGCCCUUUUUCUUCCCUUCCUCUGGCACGCACACGUGAGCGCACAUGUAUGCACGUUCAGCAGAUAACACGCAUCAUAUCACACCACGUCCAGGGUACAUCAUACAUCAGCCGGUGUCAUAUCCUGUGCAGGGAGACAAAUAAACCCCCUGUGCCAUAUGAUAGUGUUCAGUGAUCCCGUGGAGGCGUGCAGGGAGUGUGUGUGUGUGAUUGUGUGAUUGUGUGAGUGUGUGUGUGUGUGUGUGUGUUUGCUCAAAGGGCUCGGUUCACACGAACACCUCAGAAAUCGAGGUCAGACUGAUCCACGCACACCUUUCUUUGUUUGUGUUCGAAACCUUCAACUUUGAAAGAGCAGCUGGUUAAUUGGUUUUUAAUCGGGCGACAUCCAGGCUCAGCCGCUCCUCCUGCAGCUGCGGUUCACUUUUACCUGCGUCCGCUCACGUUGCACGGUUUGUUGUGGAAGUUGUGAAAACACGCACCGUUUGUUUUUUGUGCUCAAAGAACAAAAUUGAAGACAAAUUUCAUUUUGUAUUUGAUUGCUGUCUUAGCUGCUUUUUAUUUGUGUAAGUCGCUGGGUGGCGUGCACCUGGUCAUGUUUCUGUUGGGCCUCCUUUCAAGCCCGUUCGACGCUGCGUCACUCACACCGAGCUCCCCGUGAACCCCCCCCCCCCUUCCCCCCCGAGUCUUAAUCUCUUCAUUUUCCAGACCAACGCUCGUACGGGCCUUUUUCUUUUCCUUUGCACUCCAACCAAAACAGGUCCAGCAAACAUGACAAAGCAGCAUAAAUCCCUGGACCAGCGGGAAAACUCUGCGAUGAAUGUGCAUGAGCAGAGUUUGGACCGGACAGUUUUGUAGCUGUGAAUAUGUGUAGCACAUUGUUGCAAAGAAAAUAAACAAAUAUCUGAACCUUU